This is a messenger RNA of Branchiostoma floridae (Florida lancelet), 2531 nucleotides long. RefSeq names its product neuropeptide FF receptor 2-like. The coding region runs from base 178 to 1416 and encodes 412 amino acids. The transcript has 4 exons. Gene Ontology annotation, biological process: G protein-coupled receptor signaling pathway. The record is from RefSeq and is a predicted model, not a curated record. Gene Ontology annotation, molecular function: neuropeptide receptor activity; peptide binding. Gene Ontology annotation, cellular component: membrane. NCBI's taxonomy places the organism in Eukaryota, Metazoa, Chordata, Leptocardii, Amphioxiformes, Branchiostomatidae.
AUCCACCACAGCGGCUACGUUCUACCAAAUAUUUGGCCUCUGUUUAAUAACAAGCUAAUUACUUAAAACAAAGAUUAUAUCAGAUCAGAAUGGACAUUUUGCACAUCAAACACGUCUAGGGAAAAAGAUAAAUAAAAAAGAUCACCAUUUCUAUUUGAAAAAAUUAGAAUCUGUCACAUGGUAUUUAUUAUGGAUGCUAACAACACCACCGGAGAUGGUUUCGUCGAUGCUAGAAACACCACAGGAGCUGGUCCAUCCCACGACUCCAUGUACAAACAACCCAUUGCCAUCAUGUACCUGCUGGCAGUCGCCUACGGUCUGGUCUUCCUGCUGUGCAUUAUGGGUAACGUCCUGGUGUGUGUGGUGGUGGCCAAGAACAAAAGCAUGCGCACUGUGACCAACUAUUUCAUCGUCAACUUGGCCGUGAGUGACCUCCUGGUGGGGUUGGUGUGUACCCCCCUCACCUUGGUAGACAACCUUACUAUUGGUUGGAUGUUCGGAGAAGUAAUGUGUAAGCUGAGCCCUAUCGUCCAGGGGAUUUCAUACGCCGCCUCUGUCUUAACCCUAGUGGCCAUCGCUGUCGACAGAUAUCUGGCCGUGAUCACACCAACGGAAAGCAAGCUGACCAACAUGCGCACCUUCGUCAUCAUCAUCGUCAUCUGGCUGUCAGCAGUGGCCAUGAUGUCACCACUGGCCUUUGUCACCCAGUAUGACGCAGAAAAGAACGUGUGUGACGAAGAAUGGGCUACUCAAGACGGACAGAAAAACUACACCCUCGCUCUCUUCGUGCUGUGCUACGUGGCCCCUCUCACCGCCAUCACAGUGAUGUACAUCCGCGUGGCCGUCCGUUUGUAUCAAUCCACCAUGCGAUCCAGCGUGCAGGGGGCCAUCCAGAGGGGAGUCGGGUCAAAACGUGCCAAGCUCGGGAACAAAGUCCGCGUCUUCAAGAUGCUAGUGGUGGUCGUAGUCCUGUUCACGCUCCUACACCUUCCCCUGCAUACGGUCACCAUGCUAGCCGACUACGCGGACCUUGGGUUUGAGGACACAAAGCGGCUGUACUUCUACGGCUUCCCCGUUGCACACUGGCUGACUUUCUUCAACAGCUGCGUCAACCCCAUCGUCUACGGCUGUAUGAACAGGAACUUCCGAUCGGGGUUCGCCGCAACUUUUCCCAACGCCGCCAACAAGAUCUUCAACCACGACUUCCUGCAUCUGUCCAACAUCUCCAACCUCUUCGGGAAGCGGACGAACGACCUGAAACAUUCGAACGAGGAGAGCCCGAAGAGCGGCAACAAGGGGCCGACUAACAGACGAGAGUCUGCGGAAAUGGUGGUCAUGGGGAACGAGGUUACCAAGACGCAGAAUGCAACAGCGUUGACCACUAUGGGAUACGCAACGUGGGUCAGUCAGCUGUAAACCAGAACGUCAACGAGAAGACUGGAGAUUGCUCAUCCACUUCGGACAAGCUAUUUGCAGUAAUAGUACGAAAAUUACAAAAAUCAUGCGUUUGAUGACUACAAAACAGAAGGGAAUAUGAACAGCAAAUGAAGAGUGAAAGAGAACAUUAUCUUGUCAAACAUACUAUACGAUGACAGCUUAUAGUUCCCUGUAAACACGACAUGGCCUAAUAGAACUUUAUCGAUGUUUAUCUAAUUUAGGAUUAACUUCACUAAUGGUGCGAUUGUCGUACGGUUGUCGCACGAUUUUGAUGCAAUAUGAUUUUCUAAGCAGUCUGUGGCAGAAGCAACCAUCUACAAUGAUCUAAGACAGUUUUGUACAGCAAGACAGGUGAAGUUUGUCUCACACAUGAAUAAUUGUCCCAAAAAUGCCCUAAGAUAACAAUCUUACGAUGAUUUCACCACAGAUGCGACCGCUUCAUAACAUAAGAUUUGAUCUAAUGCCUAGAUUAAGUAAUUUUGAUUGCCAUAGUACUUAGCUUUGUUGUAGCUUUGGUUUUGGGGUUCAUUGUAUGUAUUCAGUACGUAGUAGUAUAAACGUGUUUGGGCAGUCAUAUAUAUAUUUCAGUCUUAUUUACGAAGAGUGGAUUCUCAAUGUAUCAAGAGCUUAAGCGUCGUUUGUGCACACUUAUAUCUAAUGAAUCUGCUUGUAAAUCUUUGCAAAGAAAAUAUAAUAAUCUGAUAGAUUGUUAUAUAAGCAGGUUUACUGAUUGCACAAUUCCAGUGCACUAGAUUUUCAAAGAUCUUAUUGGUGAUCAAGGAUUUUAUCAAGAACAUCAUAUAUUGAUUUUAAGAAAAAAGAAUUUUAUUAGAUACACUAGAUUUACAAGUAUGUUAUUAAUAAUCAAGUUAAAAUAUGUUUUAAAAGAGUAUGUUAUAUCAGAUAAAGUAGUAUGUUAUAUCAGAUGAAUGUGUAACGGUGUUGUUCAGAACUAAGUGUCUUAUAUGAGACAAUGCACUAUGGCUACCUGUACAAUCACUAACACACAUGUAAACACACAGGCAGACAGACACACACAUGUAUGUAUUCACACAUUUGCAUAAUAUAAAACAGAGCUGUGCGAUACAUAUUCU